Molecule: messenger RNA, 1309 nt
Organism: Eutrema salsugineum
Lineage: Eukaryota; Viridiplantae; Streptophyta; Magnoliopsida; Brassicales; Brassicaceae
Product: transcription factor BIM2
Exons: 7
Coding region: 137-1090 (317 amino acids)
Biological process (GO): DNA-templated transcription
Molecular function (GO): DNA-binding transcription factor activity; protein dimerization activity
Source: RefSeq, a predicted model, not a curated record
AAAAAAAAAAAAAAAAACGCAAUAGCUCGUCGACGGGAAAGUAAAGAGAAAAAAAAAAAGACAACUUGGAAAAGCUUGAAUUAUAAACAAUAACUGUUGAAGUUGAACACUUGUUUUGCAUAAUUCUCCGGCGAAGAUGAGAACCGGAAAGGGAAAUCUAGAGGAGGAAGAUUAUGGAGAAGAAGACUUUGGCUCGAAACGGGAAGGUCCUUCUUCCAACAAUAGUAAUACCGCCGCGAGCAGAGAUUCAAAGGAAAAUGAUAAGGCAAGUGCGAUACGUUCUAAACAUUCGGUCACUGAGCAGCGGAGAAGAAGCAAAAUCAAUGAAAGAUUUCAGAUAUUGAGAGAGCUAAUUCCCAACAGUGAACAGAAAAGAGAUACCGCUUCGUUCCUUUUAGAGGUGAUAGACUAUGUCCAGUAUUUACAAGAGAAGGUGCAAAAGUAUGAAGGAUCAUAUCCAGGAUGGAGUCAAGAACCAACAAAGUUGACACCAUGGAGGAAUAAUCACUGGCGAGUUCAGAGUUUAGCCAACCAUCCAGUAGCUGUAAGUAAUGGAUCUGGUCCAGUGAUACCAUUUCCUGGAAAGUUUGAUGAAAACACAGUGGUCUCCACACCUGCAAUUAUUGCAGAAAUGCAAAAUCCGGUUGAAUCUGACAAAGGAAGAGCUAUGGUUUGCAAACCAAUAGACAUUCAACCUGAGUUAGACGACAAGGGAUUACCGCCUGUACAACCAAUACCUCCAUUGGUACAUGGUGAACAAGCUAAUAAUGAAUGCCCUGCAACUAAUGAUGGGCUAGGCCAAAGUAAUGACAUGGUCAUUGAAGGUGGAACCAUUAGCAUUUCUACUGUCUACUCGCAUGAGUUAUUGAGCUCAUUAACACAAGCACUCCAGAACGCAGGCAUUGAUCUGUCGCAUGCUAAACUUUCUGUGCAGAUCGAUCUUGGAAAGCGAGCGAAUCAAGGACUAACUCGUGACAAUCCAUCGAAUAAGAAUCCAUCAUCAUCUGAUAUUGAAGGCGCCACACAAAUAAGGGAUCCAAACGUUGAGGAAGAAUCUGAACAUUCUCAAAAGCGGAUGAAAACGCUGUGACAGUUCUUCUCUCUUUAGGCUCCACUGCUCUGGAAUAUAUAAAUGUAUUGACAGAAUUCUUCUUUUGUGUACAUUUGUUCGGCUUCUAGAGGCUUCCUAUAGUCGUUAAGAUAAAUUUAUGGUUAGUUGAAUCUACGUACUCGUGGUUUUGAGUUUGUACCAUCUUACGCAUCAUUCAUGUAACGUAUCAUUAUAAUCUCUUGUGGAAUAUCAGAUUGG